Molecule: messenger RNA, 1582 nt
Organism: Elgaria multicarinata webbii
Lineage: Eukaryota; Metazoa; Chordata; Lepidosauria; Squamata; Anguidae
Gene: NTPCR
Product: nucleoside-triphosphatase, cancer-related
Exons: 5
Coding region: 102-674 (190 amino acids)
Molecular function (GO): ATP hydrolysis activity
Source: RefSeq, a predicted model, not a curated record
CUCCCAUGAAGAGGAGCGCGGCUGGCGGAAGCGAAGCUGGCUCCCUCUAGGGCUGGCACUUUCUCGGCGACCACACGGACGGGCUCCUGAAGGCUCCCAGCAUGGCCAAGCACGUUUUCCUCACGGGACCACCAGGAAUUGGAAAAACAACACUGAUCCAGAAAGCUGCUGAUGUUUUAAAAUCAUCUAGUCAUCCUGUUGAUGGAUUUUACACAGAGGAAGUGAGAGAAGGUGGCCGGAGAAUCGGGUUUGAUAUUGUCACUAUGAGUGGAAGAAGAGGAAUUUUGUCUAGAGUUGGCUCUGGUCCUUCAACAGCAAGGCAUGAAUAUCGUGUUGGCCAGUAUGUAGUAGACCUAGCUUCAUUUGAACAGCUGGCUCUUCCUUUGUUGAGAAAUGCUGAUCUUGGCAGCAGUGCCAUGAAAAAGGUCUGCAUAAUUGACGAGAUUGGUAAAAUGGAGCUCUUCAGCCAGUUGUUUAUUCAAGCUGUCCGUCAAAUUCUGAGCGGAUCCGGAAUUGUGAUACUUGGAACAAUCCCAGUGGCUAAAGGAAAGCCCUUGGGGCUCGUGGAAGAAAUCAGAAAUAGGAAGGAGGUGAAGGUCUUCAGUAUUACAAAGGAGAAUAGAGACAGCAUUUUGCAAGAUGUUGUGGCAGCUGUGCAGAAUUGCCUAAAAUGAGAUGCUUGUGUUAAACAUACUAUCUCAUGUGUUCGUUACAGUCCAAUGCAACUUCUAUUGAUCUCUUUGGCGUUUUAUUGACUUUGAAUAUACAGAUGUGGGUUGUGCUGUUUCACAUUUGUUACUGGACACUGCUUUCCUAAUCAGAUUUAUUCCAUUUACAGAUAAGAAUAUUGACUGUUUUACCAGACCAUUUAUCAUAUGACCCCAAAGUCAAGUUAUUUCAUUAUUAGCUUUAUCAUACCAAUUAGAGUCUGGAUUCUGUACUGAAUUUUACCUAACUCUAGAUAACAUGAGUGGCAAACUAGUUCUACACAGUACUGCAUCAAAAUUGGUGAAAUUUGGAUUAGAUGUUUUCACUUUUAGCUUCUCCUUCUAUUGCAUUGUAGAAGGAGAAGCUUCUCUUAGUCUUAAGAGUUUUUCAAACAGUUAAUCUCUCCUAUACAUCACUAACUGAAGCUCUACCUUGUUUGCUCAUGGAUAGAUCAGGGAUACUAGUAAUGAAAUAUAGAUAAAUCAGUUUGAAUUCCCUUUCAAGGUAAGUAUGGUAGAAAAAGAUGACCAGGGUUCUAGAAACAAAGGACACAUAAAUUGGCAUAGAAAAGAAACAGUGAAGUUUAUUUUUCAGAUGUUGGGGAUAGCUGUAGGGGAUUCUGCCAGAUUUUCCAAUAGCCCUCUUUGUUCGUCAUCGUCCCCCCAUUUCGAAAUUUCAGAUAUUUCCUAUGUAUAUAUUUCCAUUAAGCUAUAUUGAAAGAUAUUUCUUGUAUAAAUCAUUUCCCCCCAGCAACUCAGUUUGACAUUUAAUGGUGCAAGUUAACCAAUCUGUUGAGUCCUCUAAUGCUUAACAAUAUUUGUUUGUUUCCUUUAGCACCUAUCUCAGCUAAUAAAGAAACUAUAAAUUACUGUAA